Molecule: messenger RNA, 2410 nt
Organism: Aspergillus japonicus CBS 114.51
Lineage: Eukaryota; Fungi; Ascomycota; Eurotiomycetes; Eurotiales; Aspergillaceae
Exons: 7
Coding region: 75-2168 (697 amino acids)
Biological process (GO): regulation of transcription by RNA polymerase II
Cellular component (GO): chromatin
Molecular function (GO): RNA polymerase II cis-regulatory region sequence-specific DNA binding; zinc ion binding; DNA-binding transcription factor activity, RNA polymerase II-specific
Source: RefSeq, a predicted model, not a curated record
AUUUCCACCUUCAUUUACCCCCUCCAAAGGCUCAAACCCUUCCAUUUCUCCUCGAUGCGCACCGGUUCCUUACCAUGAAGUCUGCUUCAAGCAAGCAUUUCUGUUGUACCAUCUGCCAGCGAGGUUUCACGCGCAUUGACCAUCUCAAACGCCAUCACCUCCGACACUCCGGUGUCAAGCCUUACUCAUGCAUUUUUUGCAAUGAGUCGUUCGCGCGCUGUGAUAAUCUCCGCGACCACUAUACGGAUUGCGACAAGCGCGGAGACCAGAAGAUCCCGGAAACGGGGCAGAGGGGCAGGCGACGACAUGCCUGCCAGUCGUGCACGUCAAUGAAGCUGCGAUGCGACGGGCAAAGUCCUUGUGGUUCCUGCCAGAAGAGAAAUCUUCCGUGCAACAAUGAGCGUAAGAAGCAGACCACUGGUCUCGAGCUGGACACAGGCGCAAAAUCGACCAAUCGCGAUGACUAUGUCGGUACCUCCGAUCGCGGAUCGAUCAGCUUUCUCUUGAAUGGUGGCUCCGACAGCUUCACCGAAGAGUUUCGACUCCCUCCUUGCAGCGACCGCAGUCGGGGCAUGAAAUAUCAUACCCAGAUGGGGCUGAAGGAAGCAAGGUCUACCAUGCUCGACUACCAGAUGGAGCUUGAUCAGUUGGAUAUCGCGCCGGCAUUCAUCGAAGCCGAUCCCGCGGCACGGUCCUUUUUCCAUGAUAACUUUCUUGACUUCUUCAACGGUCCGUUCGAGGGCCCACCCAAGUUUAUGGGCACAUCUUCCUAUAGUGCAGGGCCCGAGUUCAGCGCGAGCCUCCCGCAAACCCAAUUUAGCACCACGCAUCCCAGUGAACAGCUGUAUGGACCGGAGCAGCCCUAUGCCGCUGCACUCUCGCAAGCGAUUCUAUCACGAGCCUGGGCCGUUCCCUUGGAUGCUAACGCGAAGCAGCGAUUGGCUGCUAAUGCUAGCUUCUUGUUGACUACCGCGCGCAUCCAGAAGUUUGUGUGGAUGUAUGCCAGAUACUGGCAUCCGAGUUGUGCCAUGGUCCACCUUGCGUCGCUGCAGUUGAAUACCGUUCCGUUGCCUUUAUUGGCAGGAUUGGUAUUCAUGGGUGCCAUGUAUUCGAAUGAUGAACAGGAAACGUAUGCUGCCAAGCAACUGCUGGACUUCGUGGAGCUUUAUAUUUUCUCGACCGAGGUUUUCGCCCCGGAAAGCGAUAUCGCUUCCAUGUUCUGCAAGGGAAGGACCAACCUCCCUCCUGAGGGAGAUGAUUGGGUCCAGUUCCUGAACUUCCAAGCCGGCUUCAUAAUAUGUAUUGUGCAAUACUGGUCAGGCUCUCGCAUGUCGCACAAUCGCGCCAUGGAGAAUCGUUUUAGUGAAAUCACCAAGGUCGCUCGUCGAAUGAACCUUACCAAGUGUCGUCACCAACGCCCCGACGUUACUUCAGAGCAGCAAUGGAUUCAGACGGAGUGUCGCAUCCGAACCAUUUCCAUCAUCUCUCUUCUCGACUGUGCCUUUUGCUUCUUCCAGAACUACCCAUGUCGCUUGUCGCAUGUGGAAAUGGAUUGCGAUUUUCCCUGCCCAGAGGCACUUUUCAAUCUAGAACAUCCAUACACAGACAUAGGAUUUCAUUAUUCUCGAGGCUUCACCAUCAAAGAAGCCUUUCAGAGUCUGUUCGACGGAUCGAACGCCCCAAACAUGUCAUUCCCUCUCUCUCCAGAUUCGUCGACGAAUCCCAGUGGUAUACUUCCAAACAUGAACAUCCUUGACAUGUUCAUACUCAUCCACCUCCUUUACGCCUUCAUAAAUACCUAUAUGACUCUUGCCUCCGUCACGCGUUCCAAUCAGCCCCCAAUCCAGUCCCCGCCCCAACCCAACCAGCUUUCAGAUCCUACAUCGCCCGACAAACCCCGGCCACAGAAUGCGCCGGAAGACUCUGUGCUGGGUUCUAUCCGCCUCGCAUUAGCCCGCUGGCGCGAACACUGGCUAACACUGCAAAGUGCCGUAUCCAACCACGAAUGGGCGUCCAUGGGAUUUUACAAAAACGGCUAUAACUUCUGGCUAGUGUGCCACCUGCUCAUCACUAGGAAGGAAAGCAUGGACGUGGUCAUGCGGCUAGAGGUGAAGUGCGAGGACAAGCUGGAGAAGUUGAAGGUGCUGCUGAACGAUGACAAGGAUUGACCUGAGCCUGGGAGCAAUGCAUGUCUGUAUGGCCUAGAGCACUUGCUUAUGAGAGGAGUUGUGAACCUUAACUGUUUUACUGUAUGUAUUAGUACGGCGUUUGUGGGUUUGCGCUCAUGCUUGGGAGGUGGUUAUGGGAAACUGGGGUGUAGUUCGGAGUUUCGUGGGUUUCCUUUUGCGAGAAUCAUAGGGCUCGGAGGUUUGUAUAGUAGCAGUCUGCUUAGGGAGUUCAUAUAUCUAGG